CACGCGCAGGGCUGUUUGGGGGCGCUUGAGGCGCACAAUCCGGGGCAGGCGGAACCUUAGUCCUCAGCCCCGCGUUUCCCGCGACUCCGCUCUCACCGCUACACUACCACACAGACGGCCUCCUUCCCCCACCCCCGGGGGCCCGUGCCAGUGCCGGGCUCCGGAGUUCGGGACUGCUAAUUUCAGCGAAACGAUUAAGAGACGCCCAAACAGCGGACAACACUUUCUCUCCUCCGGCAGGGAAAGGCGUCCAGCGUAGCAUCUCCCACGCUUCCCCGCCGGCGCAGAGCACGCCCCACAAAAGCUCACGCCGCCGGCACGCAUGCCGCCCCGCCCCCACGGCCCGUAGCCAGCCGCGCCCCGCGCUCGCCCGCCCCCGCCUCCCUGGCCCUCGACCCUCGUUCCGUUGGAGGGGCGUCAGGCGAGCACUAGCGAGCUGUUGGCCGGAGGGAAGCCGGAGGAGACCGGGUCGACUGGGCAGAGCGGCAGAGGGUCGGGAAGCCUGCUCUGCACGCCCAGGGAGUAGAAGCGGGCAGGGAGCAGGGUUACGUGAGGGAGCGCGCCCCGACUGAGCUUGGGUCCGACUGGAGCUCAGGCUCGGGACCCAGACUGGUGGGCCAGGCCUCCAAGCCGGCCUUACACCCGAUCCAAGGAGGACACACCGGACGCAGAGGGACGGAGCGAGCAAGGAGACAUGGCUUCAUCAUUCCUGCCCGCGGGGGCCACCACCGGCGACAGCGGUGGAGAGCUGAGCUCAGGGGACGACUCCGGGGAGGUGGAGUUCCCCCAUAGCCCUGAGAUCGAGGAGUCCAGUUGCCUGGCCGAGCUGUUUGAGAAGGCUGCCGCGCACCUGCAAGGCCUAAUUCAGGUGGCCAGCAGGGAGCAGCUUCUGUAUCUGUAUGCCAGGUACAAACAGGUCAAAGUUGGAAAUUGCAAUACUCCUAAACCAAGCUUCUUUGAUUUUGAAGGAAAGCAAAAAUGGGAAGCAUGGAAAGCACUUGGUGAUUCAAGCCCCAGCCAAGCAAUGCGGGAAUAUAUUGCAGUAGUUAAAAAACUAGAUCCAGGUUGGAAUCCUCAGAUACCAGAGAAGAAAGGAAAAGAAGCAAAUACUGGUUUUGGUGGGCCAGUUAUUAGUUCUCUAUAUCAUGAAGAAACCAUCAGGGAAGAAGACAAAAAUAUAUUUGAUUACUGCAGGGAAAACAACAUUGACCAUAUAACCAAAGCCAUCAAAUCGAAAAAUGUGGAUGUGAAUGUAAAAGAUGAAGAGGGUAGGGCUCUACUUCACUGGGCCUGUGAUCGAGGACAUAAGGAGCUAGUCACAGUCUUGCUGCAACAUAGAGCUGACAUUAACUGUCAGGACAAUGAAGGCCAAACAGCUCUACAUUAUGGAAAACAAUGCCCUGUGGUCUCACAGCCUUCUAGGAAUCAGUGGAGGACUUCCAUUGAAAAUAAUGGAAAUUCACAUUGGCGUACUUUCGAUCCUUAAAAGGAAUACAUGUGACCAAGAAAGACACCCAAGGACGGCAGCUGCCUUGCAGCCAAGCAUGGGUCAGACACACCAAUGUGGCAGCCUGACAUCCAGAGGCCAACCCAGGCCAAGGAGAAAAACAAGAAACACCUGCAAAGACUAAAUUCCCAGGUCCCAGAAGGAUGGUCAAAUGUUUGGUGAGCUCGCUGGUCCCUUGUGGCUCGUGUACUAAUACUCUGGCUACACUGAGGAGGAUGAAUGCCUAAGACUGGGUGAGUCAGAUGUCUCCACAUCACGAAUGGAAACUACAUACUGACAAGAUUUACCCUGAAAGCUUUCAAGCUGAGAAAGGGCUUGGUUUAGUUGGUUGGGAAGCAAGCAGGCCCGUAUGGUCAGGGAAGCUGAGGACCACUCUUGGACAUCUGUACAAAAUCCUCUGGUCUAUCUGGAAGAGAGGUUCAAUAUCAGAGGACUUGGUUUCUGUCUGUAUUCAAUAAACUCUUCACUGGGGACAAGGAAUUGACUUGAUUAAGGCAAAUGAACCUUCUUGUUUCUUGAAGAAUUUCAUUAAAGGAAUCUAAUGGAAUCUUUGCCACUUGAAAGAAUUGAUCUCUCCAACAGAGGUGAGCAGUUUUAGUCUUUGGGUAAUUAUUCCCAGAGAGACCAAUGAUAGGUCAGCCCAGGGACCCACCUGCAUCCAACAGAAAUGAGCUUAACCAUCCAGUAUGUUCUAGGUGUUGACUUCAACAGCCCAGAUGAGAUUAAGUGACUUUCCUAAUCCUGCCAAGAAGCCUAGAAGGUGAGCAUUAGUCCCAUGAGCGGUCCCCAAGGCCCCACAGCCCCUGUAUUCUGAGAGGAGGCUGCCCUCUAGGGCUCAGCUGACCUCUGGGCUGAACUACAGUCCCCCCAGGGCAUCGUGGUCCUGGCAGGCAACUUGUUCCAUCCUCUGUCUCACAAACUUCUUUUUCUAAUUCCUACGCACCAAUCCCUAAAUAAGGCCUCCCCAGACUAGACUUCAACACCCCAUCCCUUCUGAGGCCUGCCCCCCAUUCCCCUUAGAAAAAACAUGGUGGGGGGAGCUCAUGCUCUUUAAAGGGAACAGGAAGAUGAAGGCUCCACUCCACUGUCAAAUGGCCUUGAGUUAGCCUUUUGCCUUUACCUGUCAUCCCACAUGACCAGGGCCCUCUGCGGGAGCCGCAGGCUCCUUGUGGAAACAAUCAUGCCUUCCAGGUAUACAGAUGUGCCAGGCUUUCCCCAAGCCCAUCUAUAGUCGGUUGUGUUCAUUGAUCCCCACAACGCAGUGAGAGGGGCAAAGAUGGGGUAUUCCCCAUGGGAAUACUGGGGCUCAAGAGAAGUGAAUCGAUUUGACAGAGCCGCGCUGGAAACCAGGUCUCUGAUCGCCAGUGGAGUACUCUUCCCUUCCCCCCUCCGCAGAAGACCUUCCACAUUUGGGAACUCAGUAACUGAGAACAGAUAUGAUUCUUUGCAAACAACCUGAGGAUUCACAACAUGCAGUAAUUUGCAAUUUUGCUGAUGCACAAAUUUGAAUAUAGCGCAUGCUGCAAAGCUUGUGUGCAGGGGACAGAAUGAAGUGAGUGGUGGGGGAAGGGGGUUCGGAAGUGAAGCCAGUUCCCCAUCUCACAUGCACUCACAACACUGAUUUCCCAGGAAAAAGGGCCUGCAGAGCAUGUCCUCUCCACCACCAUGACUGGAGGAAGGGGUGGCUCUAGGGGACCAUCAGAGUAGGCCAGUGUCCCAGCAAAGGGGACAAAGAUGGGAGAGGGGCUAGGGGCACAAGGCUGGGACCCGGUCCUCUGUUCAUAGCUGUGUGGACUGAUGAAGGAGGCCCCAGUCAGCAGGAGGGGAGGGGAGGCCUUGGGGCCACAGGACGAGGCCUGGCCCAUCCCAGCUUCCAGACCUCAGCAAUCUUGUUUCCUACUCCUGUCCCAUGGUAAAGGGCCACUACCAUUUCCCCCACCCUUCACUGCAAGUCUUAAGGAAAAGCCUGUGUUUGGGAGGCAGUUGCCAAGGCCUCAAGAAAGAUCCCUCCUGAGUGCCAGGGAUUACAGAUUCCCAGGGGACUUUCCUAAGGCCUUGGCCAGGCCCCUCCAGCCCUGCUCACCUCGGAAGCUCAGCUCACUGUCACUAACCCCACAGUCCUCUGCAGAGCUCUCCUUCUCCUGCUUGCUGCCGCCCCGGCUUCUCUUGACGCUCUUAUAGAACUGCCCCCAGCGGUGCCGCCCUGCAUCCUUCUUCAGGCGUUUCUCUUUGGCCCUUCUGUUCUGAAACCAAACCUGCCACACAAGCACAAGGGACACACUCAGGGGCGUCCACCACGAACCCAAAGCCCCCGGGACCCCCAAGGCAGGCGGCUGGAAGCAGAUUGAAGCCUGAAUGGAGCGCAGGUCUGGGAGUGCCGUGAGCCCCACCCCCUCUCCCCAGGUGGGCCUCAGAACUCUUCAGUUCUGGCAAAAGCCCUGGGGUCAGGCCCUGAGCCCAACCACCAGUGAACUGAUGUCACUCAGGACACCUUCCACCCCAUCCCGGGCCUGGGAUCCCCGGAGGGCACAGGAGUGCUGGCAUCUCACCUGUACGACCCUCAUGUCCAGGCCUGUCUCUGAGGACAGCUGCUCCCUCACGUGCCGGGCAGGCUUGGGGGAGUUCUUGUACGCAUUCUUUAAUGUCUCCAGCUGCUUGGCUGUGAUGGUGGUCCGGGGCCGCUUAGCUCCGGCCUCUGAGUCAUCUGCAAGGGAAAACCACUGCUUACUGGCUUCGGCCUAUCUGCAGCAGCUGCGCCUCCUCCCCCACCCUCCUUCCAUCCUUUCUGCACCUAAGCCUGCCUGCUGUAGGCAGGGCAGUGCGAGGCGCAGGGGACAUCAGAGUGGAGAGGUCCCCAAUCUCAUGGCACCGGCUCCUGCACCACAGGCCUUCCCAAGCCACUGGAAAGUAAGGACCGCAGUCCUUUCUCUGCUCAGCUCCCUGCUCCUCCCCUCCCCUGCCAGCCCAGCUGCGUAGAAGUCUCAUCAGACUGAAUGAAUGCACCAAUUCCACACAUGUCCCUGUCAUGACAACCACUCUGCUCGCACAUCCUCGUGAGUUCUUGCCAGAGCUGUGAAGGUGAACAGCCAGGCUGAAGUCUGUGUUUCAAGCCGCCCCGAACACCUUCCUCUCUCUAAUGGGGAGUCUCCCAUUUCCCCACAGCCAUGUCACCUUGGCCCUGGCGUUGCUGGGCUCACAGCCAGGGGUGAGCUUGCACACCCAAUAGUGUCUAAGCAGGUUUCUAAGCUAUGGGUCAGAACCCACUCGUGGGCUGUAAAGUCAACUUAGUGGACCAAAACUAAAAGAGGAAAUCAGAUGAAGAGAAUGGAAUGGAAUGGCAAGAUCAUUUCAUUAACCUUUAGUUUUUAUUAUAUGAAUGUAUGUAGUGAGAUGAAAUAUCAAAUGAGUUUUACCGUGGAUCAUAGUCAAAAUUUUUUGAAAAAACUAGUCUAAGGAAUGUUCUGAGCAACACAUUGAUCAACACAAAGUCCUCUACAGAUUUUGAGUGAACAAGCUAAAGUUCCUCUUAAAGUCUGGUUUGUUGCAUUCAAAGUGAGGCAGAGAGAGAGGCACGUGGGUGUGUUCAGAAGCACAGAUGAGCGGAAAGGUUUGUUUCUUCUCCCAGCACUAAGGCUUACUGCCCUUUUCUCCACAGUGCCCCUGGAGGACACAAAGAAUAAAGUCAGCAGCUGGCCCGGGCAGCUCUGCUCCCUGUGCUUGCUCCCCUGUGUGCCCCUGAAAGUGUCUCUGUGCCAUUCCUGACUUCCUCUCUGUCUUUUCUCCUUUCUUUCAAGAAAACCCUCUCUUAGAAACAAUAAUAGCCAACAUGUGUUAGCACCUACCAUGUGCUGGUGUUGACUAAGGACUUUAUAUGCAUUCGGUCCUCACAGUGUACAAGGCUCUCCCUGGAGUCAGCAGACCUGGCUUCCAUGUUCUUGCUGAGUGAGUGACUUGGACCAGUAACUCACCUCCCCCUUGGAAGCCCAGAGGGCAACACAGCCUGCCCUGGUCUUGGGAGGCACUAGAGGAAUGAAGCAGCUGUGUGGCCAGGACAUGUGUGCACACAGUGAGGGGUGCACACAGUGAGGGGGACACACCCGUGCCUUCCCUUCUCCGUGGGCUGUUUUCUUCUCUUACGUGGCCACUGUCAUCCCAGAACUGCUGUGGCCCAACUCCCUCCCUGAAGCCCCUGCCGCAGAGAUGACACUACUUAGAGAGUCAUUCCAAAAGACAAAGGGGAACCUCCAAAAUGCCUUCCUUUUAAUUCUGAAGAGUCAGUCCCUUCUGUGCAUAUUUAUAGUCUACACGGGAGUGUCUGAUGCAACUUUGAAUUAUGCAAAUGGGAAAUACUGCACUUGUAUACAGUCUUUAUAUUAAAAACUGUGAAAUAAUGCAAUCACCAAAAAUGUUUUAAUUCCUCGAGAAUCACUUAAUUUCAAAAUAGCUUGGCCUGGGAAAUUAAAUUCUUUUCGCCACAGCCAGAUGGCAGCGCCGCUGGGAUAGACCGUCAUCCUGGUUGGUGGCCCGCUGGUUCGGCCCUGCUACUCACACGCACAGGACUUUCUUCUUGCGAUGAUGGGGACUAAUAUGCUGUUAUUUUAACAUUCACUGUUAUUAUAAUUUAAAAUCUUUUUUAUAUCCUAUAACAAUGUCAUCCAAGUAUUCAUUAAGUAGCAGUGGCAGUGCUCUUGCUGAAAAAUGUACCCAAAAAUCAAUAACUUUGGUACGGAAGUUAAAUGUGAUAAAACGCUAUGAGGAAGGCCAAGGGAGCCCAUGAUACCCUGGGCUGUUAAUUUAGGAGAGAGCAUUCUGCAAGGUAUUCAAGAUAAUGCUGAGAAAAUAAAAAGUAGCAUUAAAGUAAA
This is a messenger RNA of Macaca mulatta (Rhesus monkey), 6369 nucleotides long. The record is from RefSeq and is a predicted model, not a curated record. Lineage: Eukaryota; Metazoa; Chordata; Mammalia; Primates; Cercopithecidae.